GAAGAACAAUGAAGCAGAGGACCGACACGGCCACUCAGUCGGACAGAAACCCCUAAAACCCCUAACAACCCACAAAACCCCUCCAAGUAUGCUUCCAUUGUAGAAACUAGAAACUUAACUGCGGAAAAUGCCACUUUCUGUGAAGCCUUAAACACAGAGAGAGUGGAAGAAGAAUAAGAAGAAUAGGAAUAAGAAGAAGAAAGAAGAAGAAGUACAAGAUGCAAGAAGAGCAGGAAGGACCGCCCAAUAGGGAGCUUUAUGCACUGCUUCAUAUCUCGCCGGAAGCCUCUGAUGAGGAAAUCCGAAAAGCUUAUCGGCAAUGGGCCCAAGUUUAUCACCCUGAUAAAUAUCAAGCUCUCCAUAUGAAAGAUAUUGCCACGGAAAACUUCCAGCGGAUAUGUGAAGCCUAUGAGAUAUUAUCAGAUGAGAAUAAAAGGCAAAUAUAUGACAUUUAUGGUAUGGAAGGAUUGACUUCUGGCUUGGAACUUGGUCCAAAGCUGAACAAAGCAGAUGAGAUAAAGGAACAGCUUGAGAGAUUAAAGAAAAGGAAGGAAGAAGAAAAGAUUUUUGCACAUUUCCGACCUUCUGGUACAAUUCUGGCCAAUAUGUCUUUGCCAGACUUUCUACGCGGUGAUGGCUUCAUGAGAGGAAUGGCUAUGUCAAGUGAAGUUCAAUCUAAGAUAUCAAAGCUCGAUACUCUUGCAAUUGCUGGAAAUUUGGAAGUUAAAGGAAAUUCUGGUGGUGGAGCUGCUACUGCUGUGUUUAGACAUCAGCUUUCUUCAGUUUCUUCCAUUGAGUUAAUGGCUUCUGCUGGUUUACAUGCACUAGUUGGGGUUCAGGCAUCUCGUCACACAUCUUUACACUCGACUGCAACAAUGGGGAUUGCUAUGUCUUUGAGAGAUGGGUCACUGAAUCUUUCCAAUUCCUGGACACGCCAACUGUCUGAAACUGCAACUGGAGUUGUACAGCUUGCUUUAGGCCCAGAAUCAUCUAUUUCAGUUGGAUGGCAAAAAAAGGAAGAGAGAAAUUCUGCUGCUGGAGAACUAAAGUUUGGCACAGGUUCUUUUGGAGCAUCAGCUCAUUAUACUCAUCGUUUUUCCUCAAAAUCUCAUGGUCGAAUUGCAGGCAGGGUUGGGAGCACUGCUCUUGAAAUUGAAGUUGGUGGGGGAAGGAAAUUAUCCAACUUCAGCACUGUGCGAAUGUUGUAUUCGAUAGGAAUUCAGGGUAUCUUUUGGAGAUUUGAAUUGCAUCGUGGGGGGCAAAAGUUAAUUGUUCCAAUUUUGCUUUCAAGGCAUUUAAAUCCUGUCUUUGCAACUGGAGCACUCAUUGUUCCAACAUCAGUUUACUUUCUACUCAAGAAAUUCAUUUUCAAACCAUAUUUCUUGAAGAGGGAAAAGCAGAAGGCCUUAGAGAAUAUGGAAAAAACUUCUGCACAGGUUAAAGAGGCAAGAGCGGCAGCAGAGAAAGCUCAGCAGUUACUGCAAAAUGUAGCAAAUAGGAAAAGAGAUAGGCAAAUAGAAAGAGAUGGACUGGUAGUUACUAGAGCUUUAUAUGGAAAUCAAAAAACUCUGAAGAAAAGAAAUGAAUCAACAGAAGCAAACAAUGAAUCAUCUUCACAGGUCAUAGAUGUUACAUUACCUCUGAAUUUUCUAGUCAGCGAUUCUGGGCAACUUAAGCUUCACGAAGGAGUAAAGAAGGCGGGCAUCAUGGGGUUUUGCGAUCCAUGUCCUGGAGAGCCUAAGCAGUUGUACGUGGAGUACACUUAUGGUGGUGGGAGAUACGAGGUGCUGGUUGAUGACUACGGCGAGUUGCUAAUACCUCAGGAAGGGCACAGAAUCUAAAUACCAUUCAUAAUAUUUGAAGCAAAACCAACUCCUAGAGUGACCUCUUGCAAUUUUUGCAUGUUUCUCAUGCCUUUAAGGGGUACCUCAAUUAGAAUUUUUUUCUUUUUUCUUGUUUCUUUUUUUUUUUUUUUCCCCCCAAUCACACAUUAUAUUCAUUUUGUCCUGGAAUGUUGUGUUUAAUAAGUUACUUGAAGGACAAACUUUAUUUCUUUUCGGUGUGUUUACUUUGCCAGUUAAAAUAAAAGUUUGUCCAUAGUUGAUGCAGUGUUCUACCGAUUUCUA
Ziziphus jujuba (common jujube) is the source of this 2126-nucleotide messenger RNA. Its product is annotated as chaperone protein dnaJ 13. NCBI's taxonomy places the organism in Eukaryota, Viridiplantae, Streptophyta, Magnoliopsida, Rosales, Rhamnaceae. The record is from RefSeq and is a predicted model, not a curated record. The transcript is spliced from 13 exons. Bases 219 to 1841 code for a protein of 540 amino acids.